This is a messenger RNA of Jaminaea rosea, 3237 nucleotides long. RefSeq lists its product as hypothetical. The coding region runs from base 489 to 3002 and encodes 837 amino acids. Lineage: Eukaryota; Fungi; Basidiomycota; Exobasidiomycetes; Microstromatales. Gene Ontology annotation, molecular function: zinc ion binding; sequence-specific DNA binding. Gene Ontology annotation, biological process: regulation of DNA-templated transcription. The transcript has 2 exons. The record is from RefSeq and is a predicted model, not a curated record.
CGUCGACGUCGACGACAGCCAAAGACAAGGACAUCAUCGAUCGAUCGGACAUCAUCGCAUUUGACGUACACGCCGCUUUGACCCGCCAGUGGGGAAAAACCGGUCCGGUGGAUCGCUUUGCUUCUCUCUCACCUCUCUAUCCAUUCUCAUCAUCUUCAUCUCGUCUCGAGCACUGUACCUUGCGGCGCCCCUCCUUCUUUCUCGAUCAGGCGUCGUGCUGAUUCCAUCUGGCGCCGACAAAGUGACGAGGGCAACUCGACUCCCGAUCGCGUCGUCGAUCGAUCUGGCCAGAUAGCGCCGACAUUCGGUCGUCAUCAUCGUCAUCUGCGCCUGGGCGGGCGCUCACCGGAGCGAGUAGCUCAUUCUAGUCCACUUGAUCCCAGCGAAGGGAGAUAGGCGAUCAGCUCGGCAUCGUGUCGUUCUACUCGUAGUCACCAUUAUCGGCGCUCGUCAAAGGCAGCUACCGCAUCGGCCCUCGCCGUGCGACGAUGGUGUCUUACGACCAUGAGCCCCCGGCUCAGCAGCAUCACAGCUCGUCAGGCGAUCCGUUCAUCUUUGGCAGAAGAUCAAUGAUUAUGGGCCAGCCAUCCUCAUCCUCAACCUCAUCGUCGUCCAUGCCUGUCGGCUACCAAGCUCGUCAUCAUCAACAAAACCAGCCUCCUCGCGAUGAGCAGCCGCGCCCAUACCAAGGGCCAAGCGCGCCAUUUCCCCUGCCGACUAACAAGCGGUCCCUUGGAGGUCUGGCUGCGCUCGACGAGCACGAGGGAGCCAAUGUCAUGAAGUCACUGUUCGGAGAAGGCAGAGCUCAGCCGGCGCCUCUGGGCAAGACGCGAUGCUACUGGGCACUCCUGUCAUAUCACUCGAGCUCGGACAACCCAUACGACAUGACAUUCGUUUAUUGUGAUCCUGUCCUCCAGAGUCAUCUGGGUACAGAGGCUGAUCACAUGCUGGGUAAGAGCUUCUUCGAUUUCGUGCAUCCCUCAGAGAAGGACAGGGCCAAAGACGACCUACAGAACAUCGUCUCAAGCAGGACACUCUUUGGCUCCGUCACAAGAUGCCGUUACUGGCGCGUCCCUGCCAUUCGCAAGUUCUUUGGCAAUCCAAAUCCGCCCAUAGCACCCGAGAGCCACAUGUACGUGGAGGACGAUCUGUACCUGCCCAUCGACGUUGUUCUCAACAUGGUCGGCGACUCCCUCGCCCUCUGCUUCUUCCAUGCCAUCAUCAACAAGUCGAUCAUGGACAAUAGCGAGACGGACAAGACAGAUUGGACCAACUGGUGCGGUACGGCGCGCGAGCUCUUCGACAUCGAGCAGUGCAAUAAGCUGUGGUCCUCCGUCGUUGCCCAGCAGCUCAACAAGAGGAGACAGGACGAGCCAGCUGCGCCUCCGUAUGUCUUCCAGAUUCUGUCAAUGCCCCAUGCCCCCACUGCAGCGCCGGGCUCAUUAUCGCCAUCGUCUGCACGACCCAACGAGAGCCCCGAGAUUCUCUUCUCGUGGCCGCCGCCGAGACUGUACCGUCAAGAAGCAGCAGUGGGCAGCCGGCGAGACGAGGAGCACUUCCACCAAGCGUUCGAGGACGGAAGCUACUUUGCUGACGACUUCGCCGGGCUGGCCGUCAAUGUUCAAGCGUCGCCCUCUGCGAGGACGGAAGACGGCAGCACGGCAAGAAAUGGUGACCCAGGUACAAUCCAAGAUGGCACCAACACCUCAUGCACUCGACGCUUCAGGGCCAAACACACGCUCACGAGUGAGGGUAUGCUGCGAGCAGUCGAAUCUGUUCUAGUCCCCUAUGGCUCCAUCAUGUUCGCGUGCUUCUCGACCACGUAUCAGCAGACGAUUCAGCAUCAGCAGAACCGCAGCACACCGAGCUGGGCCCAUCAUACGGAUCAUGCUUUGACGCAGACGCCUCAGAGCUUGUCAAUUGGCGCUGAUGGCCCCCCUCGCAAGAAGACGAGGGACAUACACCACUCCCCGCCCGUACCGUCAACGUCCUCUCUUCAGACUCCUUCUCAUUGGAUGCCGGCCGGCAAUUCCGGCUCAGUGCAUGACGCCGAAGGCUCCAGCUACUUUCCUCACAGCCAUCUGCCUCGCCUUCACGGCCACGGGCAUAGCACAGAUGCCUCUACCUCGUCUGCUGACCAGCAGCCUGCAGAACGACCGUACUGGCCGCGACCGCCGUCGCCGGACACUGAUAGCAAGGAUGGAGUCCUGGCCCAAGUACCAACAUCAUCCAGCAACAGCAGGCCAAUGGAGAUUGACCUCGCAAACAGUACAGAUCCCGUAAUUAUGCAAGCCACGGCAGCAGCCUCGCUCUUUGCGGAAAUCAAUCCGGAGACGGGCGAGAAGCGAUGCACGAGCUGCGGGACGAGCAACAGUCCAGAAUGGCGCAAGGGCCCGACAGGGCAGAAAACGCUAUGCAAUGCCUGUGGUCUGCGCUUCUCGCGCUCCAUCAACAGGCAGUCAAAGAAGGAAGAAAAGGCUAGGAAGCAGGCAGCGGCGCAACAGGCGGCCAUUGACGUGCUCGAGGGGCGAGCUGUGAUGAAGCAGAAGCAGCCAGGAAAAGGAGCCGGAGGUACGAAUACAUCGAUGUCCUUGCCUGCUGCUCAGGCUUUGUACGCUCAGCAGGCACUGGCAGGGGAGCAACCCUUCUAUACGGGUAUCGCCCAAGCAAGGCCGUCGGAGCCAAGUGCCAGAGAGGGCGCAGGAGGAGCAGGCAGCGGUCAUCAGCAACGUCACUCACAUGACGGAACGAUGCCUCCUCAUGGUCAUCACGACGCGCGAGCCGCUACCGCGCAUCAUUCGCAUCCUUCGGUCACGCAUCACCACGAGCACCAGCACCAAGGCCCCUACAUGCUGCAUCAUGGUCCACCACCGGCGCUGUCCCAUGCACAUCAGCAGCCUCACCAGCAUAAUCAGCAACAUCAGCAGCCUAUGAAUGGCUUUGGUAUGGCCCCGCACAGCCAAGGGCAUGGACCCCUGCAUCCUCCCUUCCGUCCCUACUAGGCCCUCUUGUGACGACUUUACCGUGGUGUUUGACCCGCCUCGCCUCCUGACUUGCUCUCCCGGAUCCAUCGCACCUUCACCGACACAUGUAGAGCAAAUUGUAUACCACACUCUCGUUUAUCUGACCUGCGGCCCGUUGAGCCUUCGUGGCGACUUCAACUCGCCGUCUUUGUCUUGUCUCGGUCAUGAUCCAUUCUCACGGUCCCCUGAGGGCUGCCAAACAUGUACUCAACCC